Lates calcarifer (barramundi perch) is the source of this 3179-nucleotide messenger RNA. RefSeq names its product cGMP-dependent protein kinase 1-like. The transcript has 21 exons. Gene Ontology annotation, biological process: protein phosphorylation. NCBI's taxonomy places the organism in Eukaryota, Metazoa, Chordata, Actinopteri, Centropomidae. The record is from RefSeq and is a predicted model, not a curated record. Bases 380 to 2509 code for a protein of 709 amino acids. Gene Ontology annotation, molecular function: ATP binding; cGMP-dependent protein kinase activity.
UUAGUCAAAUAACAUCAAAAUUAAGGAACAGCGACACAACCGAAGCCGAAGACUUUCAGUAUAAAAGUGUGGUGUGACUCUUAUUUUGUAGUAACGCUGUCAAACUCAGCUGUGUCCCUCCUCCGGGUCUGAGCCUCCGUCUCUCUCACUCCGCUUUAUCGCUGUUGUUUGUGCUCUUUUACCAACAAAUGAGCGUGUUUAGUAAUGAAUUGUUUUGAUCAGUAAUUGAUUAAUUAAUUCAUUUUACCGCCCGGAAACUGGAGGACCUGAUCGAUUUCCAGCUCAGACCGACGGAGAGCUGCUUCUUCUCCCUCAGGACUCUACUUCUCCCAGCAGCGGUUUAAUGUUCGGCUCAUCUGACUGAACGAUAUAUCUGUCGAUGCUCAUGUUCAUGGCUGUGUCUAAAAGUGCGGGCACUCUGCGGGACCUUCAGCUCGCUCUGCAGCUGAAGAUCGAGGAGCUCCGGCAGAGGGACGCUCUCAUCGACGAGCUGGAGCUGGAGCUGGACACCAAGGAUGAUCUGAUCAGGCAGCUGCAGAUAGAGCUGGACAGGCAUCGCAGCGCCUCGCAGCAGGCUGCCAGCUCCACAGAGACAGCAAACACAGAAGGAGCAGCGGUUCAGACUCCAGCAGCUCCUGAUGAACCUCAGCGCACCAAGAGACAGGCCAUCUCAGCAGAGCCCACGGCCCUGGACCCCUCCCAGCUCACCGACGUCACCCUCACCAGCUACUGCAAGACCAAAGAGUCCAGGGAUCUGAUCCAGAGAGCUCUGAUGGACAACGACUUCAUGAAACAUCUGGAACAGGGGCAGAUCCUCACCAUCAUGGACUGUAUGCAUCCCACCAGCCUCGCCAAAGGCUGCUGUGUGAUCCAGGAGGGAGACGACGGCUCCACCUUAAGACUAAAUGUUGUAUUUGUACUCACAGAGGGGAUGGUGGAGGUGACUAAACAAGGGAAGAAACUGUGCUCCAUCGGUCCAGGAAAAGUGUUUGGAGAACUCGCCAUCCUGUACAACUGCACCCGCACAGCUACUGUAACAGCCCUGACUGACAUCAAGCUCUGGGCGAUUGACCGUCAGGGUUUCCAGACCAUCAUGAUGAGGACCGGUCUCAUCAAGCACUCGCAGUACACCGACUUCCUCCGCAGCGUUCCCUCUUUCCAGUCGCUACCUGAGGACGUUCUCAGUAAACUGGCUGAUGUUUUGGAGGAGACUCAUUACAGUGACGGUGAUUACAUUAUCCGUCAGGGAGCCACCGGAGACACAUUCUUCAUCAUCAGUGAAGGACAGGUGAAAGUGUCUCAGCUGAACUCUGCCAGUGACGAGCAGGUGAUGGUGAAGACUCUCUCCAAAGGGGACUGGUUUGGAGAGCAGGCACUGAAAGGGGAGGAUGUUCGAACAGCCAGUGUCACAGCUGUGGGAGACGUCACAUGUCUGGUCAUUGACAGAGAGUCUUUCAAACAGCUGAUUGGAGGACUGGAUGAUGUCAACAGCAAACAGUACGACAGUGACGAGGUCAAGGCAAAGCUGCAGGCAGAGGCAGAUUUCUUCUCCAGUGUCUCACUUAGUGAUUUCAACAUCAUCUGCACCCUGGGGAUGGGAGGCUUCAGUCGAGUGGAGCUGGUGCAAUUAAAGAACGAUCCCAAUCGAUCGUUUGCCCUCAAAGUGUUAAAGAAACGUCACAUCCUGGACACCAGCCAGCAGGGCCAUAUCCUGUCGGAGCGCCGCAUCAUGAUGGAGGCUCACAGUCCUUUCAUCAUCAGGUUGUACCGGACUUUCAGAGACCCCAAGUAUCUGUACAUGCUGCUGGAGGCCUGCCUCGGAGGAGAGCUGUGGACGCUGCUGAGAGACAGGGGUUCGUUUGAUGACGGCACCACGCGGUUUUACACGGGCUGUGUCAUCGAGGCUCUGGCUUUCCUGCACUCCAGAGGAAUCAUCUACAGAGACCUCAAGCCUGAGAACAUCAUACUGGACCACCGAGGAUACGCCAAGCUGGUGGACUUUGGCUUUGCCAAGAAGGUGGGUCUGGGGAAGAAGACGUGGACAUUUUGUGGGACUCCUGAGUACGUCGCCCCUGAGAUCAUCCUGAACAAAGGCCACGACAGUUCAGCUGACUGCUGGUCUUUGGGAAUUCUGGUGUUUGAGCUGCUCAGUGGCAGUCCUCCGUUUUCCGGCUCUGAUCCCAUGAAGACCUACAACAUCAUCCUGAGAGGCAUCGACAUGAUCGAGUUUCCAAAGAAGAUCACCAAGAGCGCCGCGAACCUCGUCAAACGACUCUGCAGGGACAACCCUUCAGAGAGGCUGGGAAAUCAGAAGAAUGGAGUGAAGGACAUCCAGAAACACAAGUGGUUCGAGGGCUUCAACUGGGACGGCCUCCGUCAGGGAACCAUAGACUCUCCGUACACACCCACAGUGGACGGGCCACUGGACAACAGCAACUUUGACUAUUUCCCAGAGGACACGGACGAUCCUCCUCCUGAUGAAGAGUCCGGUUGGGACCUUGAGUUUUAACAGGAGCUGCUGUCUGAGAACUGAACAGAGAGAAGAGAGGGAACAGGACUCUUCAGACAGAGGGAGUGAAGCCAUAUGAGAAGGAGCUGCAGCUUUUUAUCUCUUCUUCAUCUCUUCUGACUAAGACGUCGUAUGUCGAGGAUACAGUCAAACUAUUUUCAAGAAACAUCUCCAGAUUAAAUUGUAACUUUACAAAAAAUAAAACUGAAUAUGUCUAGAAUGAGGUUAGAAAAGUCAGAAUAUCACAACCAAACCUUAUUGUUUUAAAAUGAAUCAGAUUCAAACACUGAAAAGCUGCUGAUGGACUAAAAAAGCUACAGGGAAUGUUGAUGCUAAAUCUGCCUCUGGACUGUGGUUUGUUUCCUCUGUUUAAUUCACUGAAACAACAUGUUAGUUUUUCCAGACUGAAUCUUUAUUUCAGUGCAUCAUCUGAGACUAAUCUGUUGAUUUCCCCUCAGGCCUUCUUUAUGGUCUGUCUGUUUGUAUUGUACACUUCAGUAUGGAGGUGGUUUACCUUAAACGUGUCGCUGAAACUCUCAGAACAUCUCUAAACCUGACAGUAACACGUCCUUGGUUGUGGUUUGUUGUUUACGAGGACGUUCAGUUACAGUGUUCGUCAGGCUCUGAAAUGAAUCAGGGAAUUAAUUAAAGCUUCAUGUAUCUGUCUGUA